CUUCUUGUAACAUUAAGGUGGGCGGGAGACAUUUGUUUGAUUUGUUUUUACCUGUUGGAAUGAAUAAUAAUGUGACAAAAAAAAAUCAUCCAAUGAAAAUUGAGGAGAUUUUCGCCAGUUGGAGGCCAUCUUAAAUUGUCUAUUCCCGUGAUAUUCUGUAUAUUAUUGUGAAUUUUCUCGUUCUAAAGAAUGGCGCAAGAAAUUAUCGACCUGGAAGACAUCGUCCGGAAGUGGGUGAACGACUUCCCAUUGGACAAAAAUCAGAGGAGGGAGGCGGACGACAUUCUCUCUGCCGACAUAAAUUGGAACCAUAUGCGCGUGCGUCAUGGAACUACGGAAUAUUACGAUCAGAUUCGAGUCAACACUCCGAAAACGCAUGUCCUCUUUACUGCGCAUUUCAGUAACGAAACGGACCAGAACCAAGUAUAUACUCUGAAAACGGAGCGCCGAACAAAAUCCACAUGUUCAAUUUCAAUACAGAAGACAUUCACGUAUGGCUACAGUUUGGACUUAAAACUGACUCCACCAAAUCCAAUCAUAGAGGCGAACGCAGGGUUCAAAGGUGAACUCAGUCUGACGAAAUCAGCCAAUGAGACGUUCGAAGAGGAAUUGGUUUGGUCGAUUGACAACCAGAUUACGGUCCCGCCAAAAUUUGAAACCAAAGCCGAUCUGGAGAUCAAGGAAGAUGAAUACGCUAGCCAUUUCAAAACUGAAAGUAAAUUCGAAGGUAAAGUUCAUGUGACUUUGAGAAGCAAAAAGGACAAUACGCCGUUGGCGACAUUAACAGGUGAUGUCAAGCAAAUUUUUACCCCGGAUAAAGGAUUCCGGGUCGAUAAGACCGGGAUACACUUUGUGACUAUUGGAAAGUGUAAAUGUAGGUUUGGAAUUGAGCAGCACGUCCGUCUGAGCCAGACUGAACUAACGCGAGCAGAGGAAUUAGAAUCCUAAGAUUUCAUUUUCCAAUAUCAUUUGUUUUCUUUAUGUUUCCACCAUUCCCAUUGUAUGGUUUGACUUGACAGGUGCUGUAUGUGGUGCAAGUAUUGAAUUUAUUUUUGAAAUAAUGGAUUCAUAUUUACAGAUAUAGAAAACAGGGGUAGUGAAUAUUAACUUUGAUAAAAAAUACUUCUUUUAAACAUUUCAAUGUUCAUGGUCGAAAGGAAAAUAUUGAUACUAGGAACCUUCCUUCCCCGAAAAGAUACAUGUAUUAUUUUUGCAGUGAAGGUUUUUAUUAAAAAUUCCGUAAAAUGAAGAGUACAUUGUAUUUGUCGUUGACAGAAA
Messenger RNA from Saccostrea cuccullata (small rock oyster), 1278 nucleotides. RefSeq lists its product as uncharacterized. The record is from RefSeq and is a predicted model, not a curated record. Bases 190 to 948 code for a protein of 252 amino acids. The transcript has 2 exons. Lineage: Eukaryota; Metazoa; Mollusca; Bivalvia; Ostreida; Ostreidae.